Molecule: messenger RNA, 829 nt
Organism: Maniola jurtina (meadow brown)
Lineage: Eukaryota; Metazoa; Arthropoda; Insecta; Lepidoptera; Nymphalidae
Gene: Rbmx2
Product: RNA-binding motif protein, X-linked 2
Exons: 5
Coding region: 119-673 (184 amino acids)
Biological process (GO): mRNA splicing, via spliceosome
Cellular component (GO): precatalytic spliceosome; catalytic step 2 spliceosome; U2 snRNP
Molecular function (GO): RNA binding
Source: RefSeq, a predicted model, not a curated record
CAUUGACAAUUACGUUUUGUAACACAAAAAUUUAAAAUAUAUACCUAUGUUGAGUUUGUUAAAAAUUACUUAAAAUAAUUCAGAAUCAACGAGAAAUUAAUUUUAAUUACAGAUCACAAUGAACCCUAUGACAAACGUAAAAAAUGUAUUGAAAUUAAGUGAACGAGAGCUCACCGGCAACUCGAAGAGUUCCUGGCAUGAUCAAUACAAAGACAGCGCUUGGUUGUUCAUAGGAGGUUUGCCUUAUGAUUUGACUGAAGGAGAUAUUAUUUGUGUUUUUUCCCAGUAUGGAGAAAUUGUCAAUAUCAAUUUAGUGAGAGAUAAAGGGACAGGCAAAUCAAGAGGGUUUGCAUUUAUUUGCUUUGAAGAUCAGAGGUCCACUAUCCUUGCUGUGGAUAAUUUAAAUGGGAUUAAGAUUUUAGGUCGAACAAUUCGUGUGGACCACUGUGAACAGUACCGUGCCCCAAAUGCAGAUAUGAGCAAAGUUGAUGAUCUGACAGCAUUAGUACGAGCAGAAGGAUGUGCACCAACACUUCAAAUAGAUGCACCUGUUAAACAGGAAAAAGAGCACAAAGAAAAGAAAAAGAAACAUAAAGAGAAGAAAAGCAAAAAGAAAAAGAAAACCAGGAGCAAAUCUGAUUCUGAUGCUAGUUCAAGUGAUAAAGAUAUUUAGCAUUAAGCAAUGAAAUAUUUUGUAAUUAUGAACAACUCUUUUCACUUUAAUGAUAAAAUAGAUAAGCUAAUGGGUAGUUAUAAAAAUUGAGAUUUUAUAAUAAUGGUCAAAAUAUUGCUUCAAAUCAGAUUAUCUAAAUAUAUAAAAAGUCCUGAC